This is a messenger RNA of Beta vulgaris subsp. vulgaris (sugar beet), 641 nucleotides long. RefSeq lists its product as hypothetical. The transcript is spliced from 2 exons. The coding region runs from base 74 to 376 and encodes 100 amino acids. Lineage: Eukaryota; Viridiplantae; Streptophyta; Magnoliopsida; Caryophyllales; Amaranthaceae. The record is from RefSeq and is a predicted model, not a curated record.
UCACAGCUCUCAAGUUCAAAUUUAAUUUCUUAAAGUGCAACGAAUAUCACUAUUUAAUAUUUACGCACAAACAAUGAAGAGUUUAACCAUGCUUGCUAUCUUCUUGCUUGUGACUUUGGCAGUGCCAACAUUGGCAAGGUUGGGAAAUACAAAAGGCACCAAAAUGGAAAUUAUAGAAGUUUUUCCAGAGUUGGUAGAGGUGGUGGAAGUAGAGGAGCAACAAUUGAAGGGGAAGCUGCAAGCUUGUGCAAAUCCUGGUGAUAGUUGUGUGCACAUCCCAUGUUGUCCACUUAGUUCUGGAAAUAUGGUCGUUUGUGCCACAAGUGACUUCAAUGCAAUUUGUGUAGACAUGGGUCCACCUUGCUCUUGGUGCUAGGAUAUUAAAGAGUGAAAAUAAACUACUCUUUGUUAUGUCUGCUCUUUGUGUAGUUGUGUGCUUAACUACUGGAUUAUGCUUUGAACUGGUUGCUCUAUGUAUGCAACCUUUUAUUUUAAUGAGUAAAAGUGGACUAUUACUAUGUGUUUUUUUUUUAAUUGCAAUAUUUUCACUUUCUACUAUUUAUAGUUUAAACUUUGAUUUUAUAUUAUGAUGUAUAUACAAGGAUAUAUGAUCUUGUUUAUUUGGAGUUAUUUUCAGUUUA